This is a messenger RNA of Vavraia culicis subsp. floridensis, 586 nucleotides long. RefSeq lists its product as uncharacterized. Lineage: Eukaryota; Fungi; Microsporidia; Pleistophoridae. Bases 1 to 561 code for a protein of 186 amino acids. The record is from RefSeq and is a predicted model, not a curated record. The transcript has a single exon.
AUGCUAAAAUUUUUCAUCCUACUUAGAGCAGCGAUUGCCUUUGUGUUUGAACUGAAACCCGAAGAGGAACGAUCAUUCGAGGAAAAUAUAAAGGGUGGCUUGGAAUAUCGGCUGGAGUACUCGGAAAAGGACGGAAAAGAUGUGGCCUUGAACAUUAGAGAUGGCAAGGGAAGGGAUGUUGGGGAAUGGAACACUUCUUUUAGUGUAAUACAUACCAAGAGCGAUGAAGACGGAGUGUUUACAUUUAUGUUCAAAAAUGAACAUAACAAGGCAGUGAAUGUUAAGUUGACCGUUCCUGAUCUAGACAACGAAAUAACGGCCACCACGAUUGCGAAGGACAGCAAUGUCCGGUCUGUUGCUGAGCUGGAGAACAAACUCAAAUCUAUUAUCCAACAAACAUCGGAGUAUAUAGAAAGAAUGAGCGUAUACACGAAGAAGCUGGCCGUUUACAAAUGGCGUAUACGAUGUUUUAUGGUUCUAGAAAUAAUUUUUUCCAUGUUCAUGGUGUAUUAUUUGCACAAGGAUACGGUUGGACUGUUCGAGAGGAGGAAAAGGGUCUAGUUAAAAUUUGUUUAUGAGCCGGUAA